This is a messenger RNA of Balaenoptera ricei (Rice's whale), 3119 nucleotides long. RefSeq names its product STT3 oligosaccharyltransferase complex catalytic subunit B (gene STT3B). Gene Ontology annotation, molecular function: dolichyl-diphosphooligosaccharide-protein glycotransferase activity. Gene Ontology annotation, cellular component: membrane. The transcript is spliced from 16 exons. The coding region runs from base 455 to 2932 and encodes 825 amino acids. Gene Ontology annotation, biological process: post-translational protein modification. The record is from RefSeq and is a predicted model, not a curated record. NCBI's taxonomy places the organism in Eukaryota, Metazoa, Chordata, Mammalia, Artiodactyla, Balaenopteridae.
GGAGUCAGGGGUAGCCUGAGCUCCGCCCGGACUUCGGGGGACUCCUCCUCCUGCUCCUCACGGCGGGGUGGGCGGCGUUGUGGGGGGAAUGUCAUUGCCGCUCCGAGCCGUGGUGUCGCCUCUGUCUGCUCCUGCUCUUUUUCUGGCGCCCUCGUCCCGUCGGCUUUCGCCGCUGCCGCAACUGCACUGGGAAGACGGAUGGCUAGAGGGGCGCAGGGGCCAUCCGAGUUGAGAGAGCGGCGGUCGCGGCCGCUGCUGAGGCGGAGACUCCCCGCCGCCGCCUCCACCCCCUGUCCCCCGGCCUCGCGGCGCUAAGGGCGGGCGCGCGCGGCUCUCUUCCCUCCUCCUCCUCUUUCUUCCUCCUCCUCCUCCUCCUCCUGCGGGUCCCCGCCCAGCACCCCUCGGACCAGGCGGCGGCGGCGGAGCGGAGCGAGACCCGCCGCCGGGGCACAACAUGGCGGAGCCCUCGGCCCCGGAGAGCAAGCACAAGUCGUCCCUCAACUCAUCCCCGUGGAGCGGCCUCAUGGCCCUGGGGAACAGCCGGCACGGCCACCAUGGGCCCGGGGCCCAGUGCGCGCACAAGGCGGCGGGCGGCGCGGCGCCGAAGCCGGCCCCCGCGGGGCUGUCCGGGGGGCUGUCGCAGCCGGCCGGCUGGCAGUCGCUGCUCUCCUUCACCAUCCUCUUCUUGGCCUGGCUCGCCGGCUUCAGCUCGCGCCUCUUCGCCGUCAUCCGCUUCGAAAGCAUCAUCCACGAGUUCGACCCGUGGUUUAAUUAUAGAUCAACACAUCAUCUUGCAUCUCAUGGGUUCUAUGAAUUUUUAAAUUGGUUUGAUGAAAGAGCAUGGUAUCCACUAGGAAGAAUAGUCGGUGGUACUGUUUACCCAGGGUUGAUGAUAACAGCUGGCCUUAUCCAUUGGAUUUUAAAUACACUGAACAUAACAGUUCACAUAAGAGAUGUAUGUGUGUUCCUUGCACCAACUUUUAGCGGCCUUACAUCUAUAUCUACUUUCCUGCUUACCAGAGAACUUUGGAACCAAGGAGCCGGACUUUUAGCUGCUUGUUUUAUUGCUAUCGUACCAGGUUACAUUUCUCGGUCAGUAGCUGGAUCCUUUGAUAAUGAAGGCAUUGCUAUUUUUGCACUUCAGUUCACAUAUUACUUGUGGGUAAAAUCUGUAAAAACUGGGUCAGUUUUUUGGACGAUGUGCUGCUGCUUGUCAUAUUUCUAUAUGGUCUCUGCUUGGGGUGGUUAUGUGUUUAUUAUCAACCUUAUUCCACUGCAUGUAUUUGUGUUGUUACUAAUGCAGAGAUACAGCAAAAGAGUCUACAUAGCAUAUAGCACUUUCUAUAUUGUGGGCUUAAUAUUAUCCAUGCAGAUACCCUUUGUGGGAUUCCAGCCAAUCAGAACAAGUGAACACAUGGCAGCUGCAGGUGUCUUUGCAUUGCUGCAAGCUUAUGCUUUCUUGCAGUAUCUGAGAGACCGAUUAACAAAACAAGAGUUCCAGACCCUGUUCUUUUUGGGUGUAUCACUAGCUGCAGGUGCUGUGUUCCUUAGUGUCAUCUAUUUGACUUAUACAGGUUACAUUGCACCAUGGAGUGGCAGGUUUUACUCAUUGUGGGAUACUGGGUAUGCAAAAAUACACAUUCCAAUUAUUGCAUCAGUGUCUGAGCAUCAACCUACAACUUGGGUAUCUUUCUUCUUUGAUCUACAUAUUCUUGUGUGUACCUUCCCAGCAGGCCUAUGGUUCUGCAUUAAAAAUAUCAACGAUGAAAGAGUAUUUGUUGCUCUGUAUGCCAUCAGUGCUGUCUACUUUGCUGGCGUGAUGGUGCGGCUGAUGUUGACCUUGACUCCAGUCGUCUGUAUGCUGUCUGCAAUUGCAUUCUCAAAUGUUUUUGAGCAUUAUUUGGGGGAUGACAUGAAAAGGGAAAACCCACCUGUGGAGGACAGCAGUGAUGAGGAUGACAAGAGAAACCCAGGAAAUUUGUAUGAUAAGGCAGGUAAAGUGAGGAAGCAUGUAACUGAACAGGAAAAAACUGAAGAGGGAUUAGGUCCUAAUAUAAAAAGCAUUGUUACCAUGUUGAUGCUGAUGCUGUUGAUGAUGUUUGCAGUCCACUGUACCUGGGUCACAAGCAACGCGUACUCCAGCCCAAGUGUGGUCCUGGCCUCUUACAAUCAUGACGGCACCAGGAAUAUCUUAGAUGAUUUUAGAGAAGCUUACUUUUGGCUGAGGCAAAAUACAGAUGAACAUGCCCGAGUGAUGUCUUGGUGGGAUUAUGGCUAUCAAAUAGCUGGGAUGGCUAAUAGAACUACUUUGGUGGAUAAUAACACCUGGAAUAACAGCCACAUAGCACUGGUGGGAAAAGCCAUGUCUUCAAAUGAAACAGCAGCCUAUAAAAUCAUGAGGAGUCUGGAUGUAGAUUAUGUCUUGGUUAUUUUUGGAGGGGUUAUUGGCUAUUCUGGUGAUGAUAUCAACAAAUUUCUCUGGAUGGUUAGGAUAGCUGAAGGGGAACAUCCAAAAGACAUUCGGGAAAGUGACUAUUUCACCCCACAAGGAGAAUUCCGUGUAGACAAAGCAGGAUCCCCUACUUUGUUGAAUUGCCUUAUGUAUAAAAUGUCAUACUACAGAUUUGGAGAAAUGCAGCUGGAUUUCCGUACACCCCCAGGUUUUGAUCGAACACGUAAUGCUGAGAUUGGAAACAAGGACAUUAAAUUCAAGCAUUUGGAGGAGGCCUUUACAUCAGAGCACUGGCUUGUAAGGAUAUAUAAAGUGAAAGCACCCGAUAACAGGGUGACACUAGACCACAAACCUCGAGUAACCAACAUUUUCCCAAAACAGAAGUAUUUGUCAAAGAAGACUGCAAAAAGGAAGCGUGGCUACAUUAAAAAUAAGCUAGUUUUUAAGAAAGGCAAGAAAAUAUCUAAGAAGACUGUUUAAAUAUACUGUUCUGGUUCCUAACUUGAAGCAGAUGUCCUUGUGAGAACCGGUCUUUGCCUUUAGCUCAUGUCAUGUUUCACAGCGACGGAGGGUACAGAACCAUCACUGGAACCAUCACUGGUCCAGGUUAAUGUACAAAACUUUCUGGCAAUGCCUGAUUUAAAAAAUAAAAUUGGCUUACUGAGAA